UCUCUCCCGCGCGUUCACUCCACGCAUGCGCGAACUCGCCCCGCGUCCGUUGAUUGGUCGGAAGUUUCCUGGUGGGCGUGGUCCAGUGACGCGGUCCUCUCGAUCUACACACCACAAGAGAGUUCACUGCGACGUGCUUCCUGCUUCGCAUUACCGUGGAUCAUGGACGCGUCGGGAGAUUUGUUUCUUUCCGAUGCAUCGACCUCCCGCUCCGCUGUCAACAGGAGGCAGUCCGUCUGUGUGUGUGAGGAGGCUGUGUCGGCUGCAAGGGAAAGGCUCCAUGUUCAGUGCAGUCCUGCUGGUGCUCGGCUGCCUGCUGCAGAGGAAACUAGUGACCACAGAGGGGCAUCGUGGGACCAACCGCCAUGUCUUCUAUGCAGUGGAAAUGGACGGAGGCAUCGGAGCCGCCAAAGCUCUGGCCGAGCAGCACGGACUGGAGUUCAUACAGCAGGUUGGCAGCCUGGAGGAUCUGUACACCCUUAGAGACAGCAGGGGGCGCCCUGACAGAGCCACCUUUGAGAACAGUCUUUCAACCACAGUGGGGGUUCGCUGGGUGCAGAGGCAGCACAGCCAUUAUAGAGAGAAGCGGGUUCCUGUGACAAGACUGGACCUCAGUACCUCUCACAGUUCCCAGAGGAGAGAGACUGCGUCUGACAGGCAGCCUGAGGAGAAUAAGAGUGACCAGUCCCUCACCUUCAAUGACCCGCUCUGGCCCAUGCAGUGGGAACUGUUUGCACAGGGCGAGUACAACACCAGUGGGUUUGACCUGAAUGUGAUGCCAGUUUGGAGCAACAACAUCACCGGUGACGGAGUCGUGGUCAGCAUCAUUGAUGAUGGCGUAGAUCACACAAACAAGGACCUGAAGAAAAACUUUGAGGCCCUCGCCAGUUUUGACCUGUGUGCUUCACACGGUCUGUCUCAUGAUCCCAUGCCCAUCAGAGAUGAGGAGAAUAGUCACGGUACCCGGUGUGCAGGGGAAGUUGCCAUGGAGGCCAACAACUCCUACUGCGGUGUGGGCAUCGCCUUCAACGCCAGGAUCGGAGGUAUCCGCUUGUUGGACGGCUCUGUCACCGAUGCCAUGGAGGCCACAGCUCUGACCUUCAACACCCAUUUCAUCGACAUCUACGUCUGCAGUUGGGGCCCGCCGGACGACGGCGCCAAGAUGGACGGGCCGUACGGCCUGACAGCGCGCGCCCUUCGGCUGGGAACUCACAAGGGUCGAGGUGGGAAGGGCAGCAUCUUUGUGUGGGCGGCAGGUAAUGGUGGAAUGCAGCGUGACCACUGCGGUGCAGAUGGCUAUGUUAACUCCAUCUACAACAUAGCCAUCGGCGCUGUCUCUCAAACAGGGAAGCCCGCCUACUUCGGCGAGCCCUGCCCCGGUGUGAUGGCCGUCACUCUGACAGGGGCCGGCGUGGGAGGCUCGCUACCUCUGGUCACCGUGACCACCAUUGGUGAUGGCUGUGUCACACACUUUCCAGGAACAUCCAGUGCUGCUCCGAUCGCUGCGGGGAUUCUGGCUCUUACUUUAGAAGUAAAUCCUGAGCUGACGUGGAGGGAUGUUCAGCAUCUGAUCGCCAAGACAGCAAAGAUCCCCGACCCCGAAGAGCCUGGCUGGAACAUCAACGCAGCAGGAUACCACGUUCACCAUAGGUAUGGUUUUGGAUUGUUGGAUGCGGGGCUGAUGGUGCAGCAGGCCGCACGCUUCAACACUGUUGCUCCACAGAGGAAGUGCAUAGAAGAAGUCCAUCCCACCAGGAUCCUCUCUCCAGGAGGCAUUGUCAGUCUGGACAUCCAAUCAGAUGCCUGCCGUGGGAGGACUAAUGAGAUCAACACUCUGGAGCACGUUCAGGUGAGAGUGAGCAUCAGCGCCGCGUGUCGUGGGGACCUCUCCAUAAGCCUGGAGUCUCCAGCCGGCACUGUAUCGCUGCUGUUGGACGUACGGCCCAAUGACGCCUCCACUGCCGGCCUGAAGAAUUGGACCCUGAUGACGGUGCACUGCUGGGGGGAGCAGCCGCGAGGCCUAUGGACGCUCCAGGUGACUGACCACAAAGGCACAGUGAUGAGCUGUACGAGGCCAAGUGACGAGGAGGCAUCCGGAGCCUUGCUCAGCGUUAGACUCAUCCUCUACGGCACCUACCACCCACACAGCACCACGCACGAGGGACCCCUGCAGAGCAUUGUGUCCGUGGGGUCGCGUCACCCCGUCCCUCACGGGGGGGUGUACCGGAGGGACCGUUAUCAACCCCUGAUUCAGUGGGUCUACCAAAUGGAGAGAGACAGGAAGGUACGGGCUGCUGAUAUCACCGUCCCAGCCAGACACAAGAUGUUGAAGAUUCCUGGAGACUUAAUGUUGGAUAAGCUGACCCUCAACAAGCCCCUGAGGUCCAGUAUGGCUUUCCAGUUACAUCGGAUAGAUGUUGUAAAGAAGUCCUCCACGGGGUCAGGAGCUUCUGCUGUGAAGGAGCGUCAUGAGACAAAGACCAUCAGGGAUGAUGUGGACAGACAGACCAGGUCCUUACCAUCACAUGUUCUCCAGGAUGUCGUCAACAGUCCGACUCUUCAGAUCCAGGGAGGAGGAGGAGGAGGAGAAACCGUGAGCAGAGAGGCAGGGGGUAAGCACAGGGCAUCGGGCAGGGAACUGGAAGGAACAAACAUGAACCACGGUUAAAUAAAGACUGUUAUUUUCCACAGUGCAGCAAGCCAAUUGAUCAUGAAUCAAUUCCAUGUACAGUACUUUGACUGUGUGGCCUCAGCGUCGGCACACAUUAUUUAUUGUGGACUUACUAGCUCGGCUUUAAAACUCAAUCACUCCACAGAAACACACACACACUAACGUAUAAAUCUGUCCCCCAAAAACAAAUAGUCUCAGGAGCCAGGUCUCUGCACACACCUUCCCUCCCCCUUUUGCUUUCAGAUGUUGCAAAAGGUUAGUGAAAGAUAUGUUUGUCUUUUUCCACUUCAUUGAAGGGUGAAUUCAGCUCAGCGCAAUAAGAAAUGGAUUACCCAUUCAUUAAAGGGGCUGUGUCACUCCUCAUUGAGUUGGACAAAUAGCAAAUUAAUUUCUAGCCGCCUAAUUUCUCUCUGUUCUCCACUGACUCUCCGAUAACGUCGAAUUACUGAUCACAGCCAUGCGAACUCCCUCAACUUUUUAUCAAUUCAUUAAAAAAUGUGCCACAGCGGAGAUGCGACAGAAGGAAAUUCUCUCUCUUAUUUCUGCUUCCUUUACCAGCACAACGCCGUGUAUACAAACACAGAUCAACUCAAGUGUUUAAUUGAAAUUAGGAUAUUAAAAACAUCAGAAACCGUUGCAGACGGUGUUGGAAAAAGUUGUUGGAAUCAGUCAGAAACUUUUUUUUUUUUUUUUACCAGUGCAUCUCAAUGUGAAACAGAGAUGUCAAGUGCAGGUCUGUAGGUAAAUGGUGUUUUGUAAAGUAGCGGUAGUGUAUUGACAGGGCAGUAUUGAUGUUUCAAUUAGAGCAGCGUUACAUAGUGCCGCAGCAUGGUAACACGGUGCGUCUCCUGCCAUCUGCUCUGCCUCCACGUCUGACGAACGAGGCACGUGGGGCUAAUCGAGCCGCACAUGAGCAAUGGGACCGCGAGAUGUAACACACACACACACACACACUUAUCCUAUACGCACGUCCUUAUGCAGAAAAAUGGGGGGGGGAAGACGAGGGAGAGCUCCUCAGCCCUGCUGUUUAAACAGCCUUCAGAAAGCCUGUGAUUCCUCCCCUUCUCCCUUCACAUGUGCCACCGGAGCAGCCAGCAGGUUAUUUCUCUGACAAGGAAAACGGGCAAACACACCAGAUGCACGAGUUAAAAAUUCUUCAAAAGCUCAUCUGACGGGUAGACAAAAAAAGGGAACGGCUUCUGCCAGGUUUUCUCGUGCUGGGACGGUCUGAAAUAACAGUGUGCAUUAUGCCUGGCGUUAUUGCCUGCCAAACCACACGAAUCAAAGACCUCAUUGUGUGGAUUACCUCGUUAAUCUGUUGAUGCCAUUGAGUAGUAUUGCAGGUGUUAAUGUGCCAGGUUUUUUUCUCUCUCCCUCUCUCUCUCUCUCUUCUCUUAUUAGGGAGGUGUAGCGUUAGGUUGGUAAUCUGCUUUAAAUGCUUUCUGGGGAAUGAGACGCGCUGAAACCCAGCCAAGAGAACUCUGCUAUCGUGAAGAGCUUUCUCUUAAUACAGCGCACACAGAGGGGACUGACUGACUGAUGCCAACGGGGACGAGCUAGCGAGCUACACGCCCCACGCCACUUGUUGAAAUAUAUGACUGUAUGAAUAAUGAAAGGGGAAGAGGAAAGUGAUAUUGCUAAAGCAGUCCCACAAUGACAUCCAUCACAGGAAUGCCUCAUUGCCUCUCCUUCUUCCUCUGUUUCCUCCCGCAGAAAAAAACCCCCAUAACUCCCAAGUUGUGUCUCUUUGGAGGAGCUCUAACCAAAGCUCAGCUCUGUGCCUUGCCCGAGCUGAUUUAGAGGUGAACUCCUAAACCGAAAGAGAGAGAAAGAUAAAGAGACAGAAAGA
Sebastes umbrosus (honeycomb rockfish) is the source of this 4520-nucleotide messenger RNA. RefSeq names its product furin-like protease kpc-1. Lineage: Eukaryota; Metazoa; Chordata; Actinopteri; Perciformes; Sebastidae. The record is from RefSeq and is a predicted model, not a curated record. Gene Ontology annotation, biological process: peptide hormone processing. Gene Ontology annotation, cellular component: trans-Golgi network; Golgi membrane. Gene Ontology annotation, molecular function: serine-type endopeptidase activity.